GUCGGUUGGCCGGUAACAGGUACUAGCUGACAACAAAAUUGAAGGCAUGCCACAUUAAUAACGAUUUCUGGCAGCAGGAAUAAAUGAUGGAGAACUAACCCAUGUUCAACUUAUCUUCUUCCUUUAAAUUCAGCAUUUCAAAAAGGGCAAAAACAAAAUCAAGCUCGAAAAAUUCACUGAAAAAAUGGCGUGGAUUUGGAUAGUAUUAUCAAUGAUUAUGUUCGUUUAUCUCCUUCAACAACUGAAGAAGAAGAAUCAGAAUAUUCCUCCGGGGCCGAUCGGGAUUCCGAUUUUGGGCCAUUUACAUUUGCUCGGGAAAAAUCCCCACCAGAAUCUACACCGUCUGGCCCGAAAGCACGGCCCGAUUAUGGGACUCCGGUUAGGUUUCGUUCCCGCCGUCGUCGUUUCAUCCCCCGCCGCGGCGGAGCUGGUCCUGAAGACACACGACCUCGUAUUCGCCAGCAGGCCGAAGAGCGCCGCCGCGGAGUACAUGAGCUACCAGCAGAAGAACAUCGUUUUCGGGCCGUACGGCCCGUACUGGCGGGAUAUGCGGAAGCUCUGUACGCUGGAGCUGCUGAGUAGUCUCAGAAUCAGUCAAUUUCAGGCUUUGAGAGCGGCGGAGCUCUGCCUGCUGGUGGAUUCGCUGAAACAGGCGGCGGAAUUGGGGGAAAUUGUGGAUCUCAGCGCUAGGGUUUCGGGCGUCAAUGGCGAUAUGAAUUGCCUGAUGAUAUUUGGGAGGAAAUACGCAGAUAAGGAUUUUGACGACAAAGGGUUUAAAGAUGUGUUCAUGGAGGCAAUGGAGAUUAGUGCGAAAUUCAAUUUGGCCGAUUAUUUUCCGUAUAUCGGUGUGCUUGAUUUGCAGGGGAUGAAUCGUCGGAUGAAGGAAUUGAGCAACAUUUUCGAUGGAUUUUUGGAGCAAAUUAUCGAUGAACAUUUGCAGGAGAAGCCGGAGAAAGAGGAGACUAAGGACUUUGUUGAUACUAUGAUGGCGAUUAUGGAUUCCGGUGAAGCUGGAUUCGAAUUCGAUCGCCGCCAUGUCAAGGCGGUGCUACUGGAUUUGCUUAUAGCAGGAAUGGACACGUCAUCAACCGCAGUGGAAUGGGCAAUAUCGGAACUCAUAAGGCAUCCACGAGUAAUGAAGAAACUCCAAAACGAACUAGAAUCGACGGUGGGGAUUGACCGCACGGUCGAAGAGUCACAUCUCGACAAUCUCGAGUACCUAGACUUGGUUGUGAAGGAAACACUACGCCUCCAUCCAGUGGCUCCCUUAUUAAUCCCCCAUGAGUCUAUGGAAGAUUGUACUAUCGACGGAUACCACAUACCGAAAAAAUCGCGGGCCAUAGUGAACGUGUGGGCCAUAGGUAGAGAUCCUAGCGUGUGGGCCCACCCGGAGACCUUCUCGCCCGAGAGGUUUUCGGGCAGCGAUAUAGACUUGAGGGGCCGCGAUUUUCAACUCUUACCGUUUGGUUCGGGCAGGAGGAGCUGCCCCGCCCUGCAACUAGGGCUUGUAUUGGUUAAGUUGGUUUUGGCGCAGUUGGUGCAUUGCUUCGAUUGGGAGCUUCCGAACGGAAUGUUGCCGAGUGAUCUUGAUAUGUCGGAGCAUUUUGGUAUAGUGACUUCUCGGGCUGAACAUAUUAUGGCGAUUCCGAAGUACCGAUUGAUUGCGUGAAAUAAUUUACGUAUAAUUCAUAUGUGGAAUAUUUUCAAGUUUUUACACGAGGUCCUUGAGUAUCUGAAUAAAAUAACCACCAUGUAUAUAAGGUGGCAGAAUUGUUACGAUAAUAGACUAAAAUUCUCGCUAUUAUAUAUGAAAUACAAUACGUUUUACUAAAUGUUUAUUAUACUUUCAGUCAUUUAUGAGAA
This is a messenger RNA of Erythranthe guttata (spotted monkey flower), 1863 nucleotides long. Its product is annotated as cytochrome P450 71AU50. The record is from RefSeq and is a predicted model, not a curated record. NCBI's taxonomy places the organism in Eukaryota, Viridiplantae, Streptophyta, Magnoliopsida, Lamiales, Phrymaceae. Gene Ontology annotation, molecular function: heme binding; oxidoreductase activity, acting on paired donors, with incorporation or reduction of molecular oxygen; iron ion binding.